GUCACGCGCCAGGCCCCGCCUCCUCCUCCUUCCUCUCCCACUUCCGGUGGAGCGUGGUGUCGGCGGCUGCCAGGCGAGAUGCGUCGGGCCUUGGCUGCGGGCGCCCUCCUCCUCCUGCUGCUCCCCUUCUCCUUCUUCCUGCCGGGGGUCUCAGCGCCUCCUUCGGGGGGCGGCGGCGGCCCGGCCUUCCUGCUCCCGCUCCCGCUCUUGCUGGUCCUCCUGGUGGCGUGCCGGAGCCCCCCUCGCCUCCUCGGCCUCGCCGUCGCCCCCCGCUCCGUGGGUGAGAAGGCCGUGCUGGUCACCGGCUGCGACAAAGGCUUUGGCCAUGCCUUGGCCCGGCACCUCCAUGCCAAGGGCUUCACUGUCUUUGCUGGCUGCUUGCUCAAGGACCGAGGCGGGGAGGGUGCCAGGGAGCUGGCCAGCCUGGGGUCCGAGCGCCUGUGUGUCCUCCAGCUGGACGUGUGCCGCCAGGAGGAGGUGGAUCGUGCCCUGAGAUUUGUGAGGGAAAACCUGAAGGACUCUGGCCAAGGUGAGUCCCCACCUGUGAAUGGAGGCCCAUCCCAGGACCAGGCCUCUCUCUGCCCCCCCCCCCCAUCCAAUGGCUGCAGAGCCAGGGCCCCCCACCCAUAGCUCCUCCUCCCAUUGCCCCAGGAGAGCCCACCUGGCCAGACUGAGGUUGCACCUCUGAGGCUGAGGCAAAGGGCAAGUGGUGCCCCAAAGGUGGGGAGGAUGUCUGGUCCCUGGCAGAGGAGGGGGCACCUUUGAACCCCCUCCCCACCACUGGGCUGCCAAUGUGGGCUGAGAGACAGACCCAGGGAGGACAAGGGCAACUUAGCUUUGCCAGGGCACUCCAGUGGGCAGAGCCAUGGGCUGCCGGGAGACAUGCUGUAUGGGCCUGCACCGGGACUGCUGCCGGGAGAGCUCCCAUCCUCCCCUGGAGGGAUGAGACUGGAUGGGAGGAGGGGGGCAGGGCAGAGCAGGGCAUGACCUAACCGCCAGGCCAGAGCUGAGGGCAGCAAAGAGGCUGCAGUGGUGGUGGUAGUGACCCUACCUGGGCCAAAGGGACCUUGAAACGGCGGUACAUGCUCUGAUAACCUCUCAUUUGAAUUUCUGUAAUGCGCUCAGCA
Molecule: messenger RNA, 1127 nt
Organism: Sceloporus undulatus (fence lizard)
Lineage: Eukaryota; Metazoa; Chordata; Lepidosauria; Squamata; Phrynosomatidae
Product: D-beta-hydroxybutyrate dehydrogenase, mitochondrial-like
Exons: 3
Coding region: 79-630 (183 amino acids)
Source: RefSeq, a predicted model, not a curated record